Messenger RNA from Cavia porcellus (domestic guinea pig), 4410 nucleotides. It is a transcript of the gene Slc38a2, whose product is annotated as solute carrier family 38 member 2. Gene Ontology annotation, cellular component: plasma membrane. NCBI's taxonomy places the organism in Eukaryota, Metazoa, Chordata, Mammalia, Rodentia, Caviidae. The record is from RefSeq and is a predicted model, not a curated record. Bases 66 to 1595 code for a protein of 509 amino acids. Gene Ontology annotation, biological process: amino acid transmembrane transport; L-glutamine transport. Gene Ontology annotation, molecular function: L-glutamine transmembrane transporter activity. The transcript is spliced from 15 exons.
AGCCUCGAGGGCCGGUGCACCGCCAAGGACAAAAGGAGCUCAGCACUUGACACUCGCUGCACCCGAUGCUCAGCAUGAAGAAGACCGAAAUGGGAAGGUUCAACAUUUCCCCGGAUGAGGACAGCAGUAGCUACAGUUCCAACAGCGACUUCAACUACGCCUACUCCUCGAAGCAAGCUGUUAUGAAAAGCCAUUAUGCAGAUGUCGAUCCUGAAAACCAGAACUUUCUACUUGAAUCGAAUUUGGGAAAAAAGAAGUAUGAAACAGACUUUCAUCCAGGUACUACUUCCUUUGGAAUGUCAGUAUUUAAUCUGAGCAAUGCGAUUGUGGGCAGUGGAAUCCUUGGGCUUUCUUAUGCCAUGGCUAAUACUGGAAUUGCUCUUUUUAUAAUUCUCUUGACAUUUGUGUCUAUAUUUUCCCUAUAUUCCGUUCAUCUCCUUUUGAAGACUGCUAAUGAAGGAGGAUCUUUAUUAUAUGAGCAAUUGGGACAUAAGGCAUAUGGAAUGAUUGGGAAGCUCACAGCCUCUGGAUCAAUUACUAUGCAGAACAUUGGAGCUAUGUCAAGCUACCUCUUCAUAGUGAAAUAUGAGUUACCUUUGGUGAUCAAGGCAUUAAUGAACAUUGAAGAUACAACUGGAUUGUGGUAUCUGAAUGGUGACUAUUUGGUUCUACUGGUGUCAUUGGUACUCAUUCUUCCUUUGUCGCUGCUGAGAAAUUUAGGAUAUUUGGGAUAUACCAGUGGCCUUUCCUUAUUGUGUAUGGUAUUCUUUCUAAUUGUGGUCAUCUGCAAGAAAUUUCAGAUUCCUUGUCCUAUGGAAGCUGCUUUCAUACUUAAUGAAACAAUGAAUGGCACUUUAACAGCGCCAGCAGCUUUCAUAUCCUCCAAGGAUCUCAACAAAACUACGAUGGACUUCUGCAGACCACACUACUUUAUCUUCAACUCACAGACUGUGUAUGCUGUGCCAAUCCUGACAUUUUCAUUUGUCUGUCAUCCUGCCAUUCUGCCCAUCUAUGAAGAGCUGAAGGGCCGUAGCCGAAGAAGAAUGAUGAACGUGUCCAAAAUUUCGUUUUUUGCUAUGUUUCUCAUGUAUCUGCUUGCUGCCCUCUUUGGAUACUUGACGUUUUAUGAUCGUGUCGAGUCGGAAUUGCUUCAUACCUAUUCUUCUGUCGUGGGAACUGAUAUCAUUCUUCUAAUUGUCCGUUUGGCUGUGUUAGUGGCUGUCACCCUAACAGUACCAGUAGUUAUUUUCCCGAUCCGGAGUUCCGUGACUCACCUAUUAUGUGCAACAAAAGAUUUCAGUUGGUGGCGUCACAGUCUCAUUACUGUGUGUAUCUUGGUAUUUACCAAUUUGCUGGUCAUCUUUGUCCCAACUAUCAGGGAUAUCUUUGGUUUCAUUGGUGCAUCUGCGGCUGCUAUGUUGAUUUUUAUUCUUCCCUCUGCUUUCUAUAUCAAGUUGGUGAAGAAAGAACCUAUGAAAUCUGUGCAAAAGAUUGGGGCUCUGCUUUUUCUGCUAAGUGGCAUCGUGGUGAUGAUUGGGAGCAUGGCCUUGAUUGUUUUGGAUUGGGUGCACAAUGCCUCUGGAGGUGGCCAUUAAUUUUACUACCCAAACUCCAGUUCAUCUGAUGCCAGUGCUGCGUUGACUCUCAACUACUAUGAAAUUUCACCUGAUGUUUUCAGUUUCACUUCCUUUUGAAAUGUAGAUUCCUCGCUGGUUCUUCUGAAUGCAGAAUAAGUGAAAAAAAAUUUUUUUCUUUUUUUUUUUUUAAAAAGAAGCUUAUCUCUGUGUUAGGAAUGAAUAUUACAACAAAACCACGAGACCUUGGAUUAAGGGAAGUGACAAUUUUAUUCCAUUCCAGAGAAUGGAUGAACUUUUAACUUUUAUCAAGCCACAUGUUUGGCUGUGUCAUGUUUAACUUGGAUAUUUUAUGAUUUUACUUGAAUGUGCCUAAUGGAACCAUUCGAUGUGAAAAACAAUUCUUAAUUUACAGCAAAGUAUUGAAAUAACCAUUGAGAAAAACUUUUUUUUUGUACUACCAAAAAUACUUAAUUACCUCAGAUGCACUAUUUUACUUUUAAGAAAUGGCUUUUUUUUGGACUUUAUCCAGAAAUACUUGUCAGUUCCAUAAAAUAAUUUCAUUGGUAUUUAAAAAUAAAUAUUAAUUUUAUGUAAUGAUUUGCCUUUUUUGUAGGCAUUAUUAGCCAGAUACUUUUUUUACCCAAAGUAAUUUUUAGAGAAAAUAAUGCAAUGCGAAAUUGUACUAUGAAUUAGGAAGGUUUUUUUCUGCUCAAACUUCACUGUACUUUAAGGAUAAUUGAGUGCUUAUUGCUAUACCAAAUCAGGUGAACUCUGUUCAUCACAUCUCUGUCCCCAAAUACUUCAUUCAGUUCAUCCAGACAAAAAUGUUUUGGUCUUUAGCCCAUUAGAAUGGGAAAUAAUACAGAUAUUUCUGUGGGAAAUAAAGUAAUUUUGAGGUACCAAAUAAUGCAGUCAGGUAAGCAGGGCUUACUCAGUUGCAUCUGUCUCCAGAGCUGUAUUGACAGCUCAGACCUUUUUUGGGCCAGCCCUUUUUGACAUUGCUUCCAGCAGUGAGAAAUGGGCAUUUGAAUGGUGAUAAGCCAAAACCAUUCUAUCCAGAGAGUACAGUUUCUCAAAAUGCUCAUCUACUGGAAGUGUGAUUUACUUGACAAUGUAUGGCUUAGUUGUAUUCAUGUUUUGUCUACAGUAGAGGUCUGAUCCAUAUGUUACACCUAUAUUUGGUAUAAGUUCUCUUUGUAUAGGCCAGUGGGUUUUUCAUGCAGUAAGCUUUUUUAAAAACUGGUUUGCACUGGACUGUCAUCUCAUUCUUGUACAAUGUAGAAUUAUUUGUUUACAUCCAACAAAUGAUUAGAGAAAACAGUGCAACCUGAUUGUAUGUAGUUUUGGUCCAACUGCAUGUUUACCCUUCCAUUUCAAUUCCAGUUAGAAGUGGCAAAAUUACUUUGAAACUUGGCUUUAAAAGCACAUUUAUUGUAUGUUACAGUGUAUCAUGACUAUUAAGUAAUAUGGUACUUUGCCCAUCUGGCAUAAUGUCAAAUUUAUAUUCCAUUAAGUGGUUGAGGGAAACAAUUGAAUUAUCAAUUAGUUUUCUGGCUAUAAGGUUUUUUCUUGAACAAAAUGUUUUUAGUUUGAAGCAGGGGCCAGAAAAGUGGCGUACAUGGUUUUGUUACGCAUUCUUGUAUUAUAUGUGACUAAAUUUAUACAAAAGAUGUGUCUGUAAUUAAAGGCCCUUAAAGAAUUGGAAGACGUCUUGUAGUGCUACCUUGGGUGAAAUCAAUGGUCCAUUUUUGAUUCUACAAAGAUAAAAUUCUCUGGACCAUCUAGAAAUAAAAAGGCAGUGAGAAGACAAUUUCUACAGCACUGCUUUCAUUGAAUUAGGCUUUGGACACUCCAUUUGAAUCCAGAACCUCACCUCUAGUUCAGACAAAGAAUUGACCCUUCUUCAUGAGUUCCUGGAAAAAGAUGAUUUUUAUAAUCUAAGACCAGCCAGGGGAUAUCAAGAGUUGUUUUCUACAGUUCACAUCCUUUUGUGAAAUACUUGGAAACUUGGAAUGGAAAGAAUCUUCUCAUAUAUAUCAAGUCAGUGUGGAGAGGCUCCCCUUAAUCCUCUGGCUAUUUGAGGUUCAGAAUUACCUCUUAGGACAGAUUGUAUCACAUGAUGUUCACGGAGCUAUCUUGUCUGUCUGAGGUUCCUAAACAGUGAAUUCCCAUUAAUGAGCAGUCUUCAGUAUUAAAACCACUGUCUCAUCACCUCAUUUUGCAUUACUGUCUUCCGUGGAUGUUUCAGUUAACUGUAAUAUUAUUUAUAGAACACCAUUAAUCCAUUAAAGCUAACCUAUUUUUCAAUAUUUAUGAUAAUCUAUGUACAUACAGUGUCUGUCCAUAUGUAUUUGUAAAUAGGUUGUAUAUACUAUCAGAAUUGGGUCUUGGGUUAAAGUGUAUAUAUUCCUGUAAGUUUCUUAGCUGCAUUUUGAUGAAUUCACAUUGUGUCACAAAAGUACCUGUACAGAGAACUCAGUAUAAAAUUGACAAAUUAUGUACAAAUACUAAACAUUUAAAAUAUUUGUUAAACUAUUUGUAAUAAACUGGUUGAACAUCAAAUUUUUUCACAAAAACUUGGUGCAAGUUCAAAUCUCUUUGUUUAAAUUUUGAAUAAGGUCCAAAAUUUCAAAAUGCAGUAGUUAACAAAAUGUGAUCUGAAAGACCUUUUGAGAAGUUGGAUGUGUUAACUUGGUGUAUAUACUGUAAAUACCCCACUGUACUGUUAGAGGCCAACAAUUCCAGUACAAGGUUUGUUGGAAAUGAGCUCUACACUGUUUCAAUGAAACUGUUUGUUUUAACUGAACUAAAAUAAAUACAUGCUUAAUCCUGA